Messenger RNA from Topomyia yanbarensis, 3967 nucleotides. Its product is annotated as hemicentin-2-like. The transcript has 19 exons. The coding region runs from base 1095 to 3698 and encodes 867 amino acids. The record is from RefSeq and is a predicted model, not a curated record. NCBI's taxonomy places the organism in Eukaryota, Metazoa, Arthropoda, Insecta, Diptera, Culicidae.
ACGAAAGCGCAACACUUGCUCAUCGGGGAGCUCGCACCGCACGCGAAAGUGACAUUGUUUUUCAUCGUUUCGCUAAUAACAGUGCGUCCAUUACAGGGUAUAAUAAAGUGCCCAAAGGAAUCCCCUGCACGAGUGGGUCAGGAAUUUGACGUGCUUUCGGAUAUUGGGCAGUUUUCCAUUUCACUCAGAUAAUUUUCCUCGCAUGAUUUAGCCGUGCGACGCGUUAUUCUGGUAUUCGAUUUCGGUAGCCAAGUGCGUUUUUUGAAAGGCGAUUAGUGAAUUGUUGGAUAACAUCCGGAGGGACACCUUCACUGCAGGAGGGGAAAGAAGGGGAACAUGUGUUCCGUGUUGUGUUCCAGAGGCGUGUGAAGAAGAACAAGGCAUAUCGCAGGGUAGUAUAGUUUGCGAAAAAGGAAGGAAGCUUCAGCACAAACAGGAAGGAAGGAAGAGGUGUGUGCAGUGGUGUGUUGGAACGGAUAAGCAGGAGGUGGAGGGUGUUUUUAGCAUGCAAGGAAAAUUUUGCCGAGCAAAGGAGCGAUGACAGCACGGGUUUAACUUGUGGAAAUGUUGAAACGUGAAUAAGGUUUUUAUUUUUCCUAUCACUCUCCUCGGUGCUUGCCGAAUAAUAUACAGCAGGAUAGGCAAAGAAGUGCCACACAUCCUUAAUACAUCACAGUGAAUUAUUUCUCUGACGUUCGUCGAACCGAGCUGGUACGAAGCCGAAAGUGUAUGAGAUCAAAAGUUUAACCUUCUUUUUGUACGCAUACAAACGACGAGAGCUGGCCCGUUUAUGCGAAGUCAACGUAGGAGUUUACGACCCAGGGCUAACUCACGGAGCUGAGAGGAGGGGUGCCACCCUCACACCAUUUUCCAACGCACACGUACACAGACAAACCAAACAACGCGAAGCCAUCCAGAAGAUAAACUAACGCAGAAGAUCAUCAUAGAAUGUAUGCGACCGCAGUUAGAGACCCAUAAAAGGUUCGACCGAUUUUGUGCAGUGCAGUCGCUGACAAAGGACACAAGAGGUGUGCUGUAGAGGGAGUAAGUCCCAGAAGCAGCAGCGGUAGGACGUUUUUCACGAGCAGUCGAAAAUGAAAUUGAAUGGUUUCGUAAAUGUUUUAUGCUGCAAACUGGUGCUAAUUAUAAAUUUAGCAAAUGGGAAAUUGAUGCACGAUAAGGACAAGCAUGAGCUUUACAACGUGGAAGGCGUGGAAGGACGCAGUAUCGAAUUACAAUGCCCAAUUACCGUCCCGCUGGCCGAGGUCAGCAUGGUGCUCUGGUUCAAAGACAAUGCCGGGAUUCCACUGUACAGCGUGGACGUACGUGACAGAAUUGCCCGACAACCGUCGCACUGGUCAGCGCCCGAAGUAUUUGGAUCACGUGCCAAGUUCAAUAUUGAUAAAUCACCAGCUUCGCUGCUGAUAAAGAACCUCAAGCGUCAUGACCAGGGCAUAUACCGUUGUAGGAUAGACUUUCGAACGUUACAAACACAAACACAUCGCUACAACCUAACAGUAAUAGUGCUUCCAGAGCAACCGGUGGUUUUGGACCGCUGGGGUCGGCUAAUGAACGGGACAAAGCUCGGACCGAAAGAGGAAGGCGAUGAUGUUGUAAUAACGUGCCGCGUAUCUGGAGGUCGACCCCAGCCCGAGGUGCGAUGGUUGAUAAACGGCGUAAUCGUGGACGACCAGUUCGAACACAAUUCCGGGGACAUCAUCGAGAACCGGCUGCUGUGGCCAACGAUCCAACGCAGCGAUCUGAAUUCCAUAUUCACCUGUCAGACGAUGAACACCCGGUUGGCCGAAGCAAAGGAAACGAGUUACGUGCUGGACAUGCACCUAAAACCACUCACAGUAAAAGUGGUCGACCCUCCGGAUGACCUUGUGGCUGACAAACGGUACGAGGUGUCCUGUCACAGCACCGGCUCCCGUCCAAACGCCAUCAUCACCUGGUACAAGGGCAAACGUCAAAUGCGGCGUACCAAGGAUGACAUUCUCAGUCAUAACACGACCAUUUCGACACUCAGUUUUUCUCCCAGCACGGAGGACGACGGUAAAACGCUAACCUGUCGGGCAGAGAAUCCCAACGUCAACGGGUUGUUUCUGGAAACUACCUGGAAAAUGAAUGUUGUGUAUCCGCCGAUAGUGACCGUUCAACUUGGGUCCACGCUUGCUCCUGAUGACAUUAAGGAAGGUGAUGACGUCUAUUUUGAGUGCCAUGUAAAAUCAAACCCUUCCUGGAGGAAACUGCUCUGGUUUCACGACGACACGCUGCUGCUGCACAACGCUUCCGCCCGGGUCAUCCAAACCAAUCAAAGUCUGGUGCUACAAAAGGUGGUGAAGCAAUCGGCCGGAUAUUACGCUUGCAGUGCAAUCAACGGCGAGGGGGAAACCGUCAGCAAUCAGCAGUUUCUUCGAGUGAAACAUGUCCCGGUGUGCGGCCGCGAGAAAACCGUCCUAAUUGGUGCAUCGAAAAACGAAAAUGUGGAAAUUUUAUGCGAGAUUUAUGCAGAUCCGCCAGCCAGAUCCUUCCACUGGCGCUUCAAUAAUUCAGCAGAAAUACUGAAAGUCGACUCGCACCGGUACUCAAACUACGGAAACUUUAGCGUGCUGCACUACACUCCCGUUACGGAACAGGAUUACGGAACACUUUCAUGUUGGGCUUCCAAUGAAAUCGGUACUCAAAUCGAACCAUGCUUGUUUCAAAUUACACGUGCAGAUCUUCCGGCUCCGGUGAGCAACUGCACACUUUACAACCGAACGCAACAGUUUGCCGAGAUCCAGUGUACGCCUGGCUAUGACGGAGGUCUACCGCAAAUGUUUAUGCUGGAAUUAGUAUCCAAAAGGACCGGAACAAGAAGAUUCAACUUCUCCAACAAGCACGAACCGUACUUCUUUUUGGACCAACUGGACAAGUUAGCUGGCCUAAUGGCCUUGGAAAACAACUCGCUGACGUGCGUAAUCUAUUCCGUCAACCAAAAAGGACACAGCCUUGGUGUAAUUUUACCCGACUUCGAAAUCGGCAACAAUCGUCCGCUCCGGAUGGCGAGCAAACACUCGACCGAAUGGCUUCCAAUAGCCCUCGGAGUCCUGCUUACCAUCACAAUAUUGGUCCUCUCGAUUACAACCAAAGCGUACCUCGGCCAGUGCUGGGCCAGCUGCUGUCGACGGAGAGAAAGCAAACGGAGUGAUAUGAAAAUGGCACAGCAAACAAAAAAUAUUGUGAUAACCAGCGAUUUCGAGUGCGGAACUAACUGUUUGAAGCUGAAAAACGUGCAAACGCACAACCACCACCAGCUGCCGGCCAGUUUGCGGAAGAAAAACACUUCAAAGGACUCAAAUGAUGACGAGCCGGAUCCGGACGUGAUUCCAGCGCAGUUCAAUAUGAUUUCGUCUUCCCCAUUGGCAUCGUCACCUAUGCCUAGUUCCAGAGACAAGGACGACGGUUACGCAUUUGUCGACUACUCGGCAAACUCGUACUACCUUAACCCGAUAGACCUGACCAACCUCAGUGGAAAUAUGGGGCUGGACAGCGGCAGGGUGACAACAGCAGCCCAACGUGAACCGACGACCAUGGAAGGCAGUAGAAAUGGAGUAAGUCUGCCCAUCAGCGUCACAGCCAACGGAUCCGAUCUAGAUAUCAACGUGAUUAAGGAUUGCCUCAUGACCACCAGGGUACCGGAGAGCUGUGUUUGACCGGUAACUUACCGGUCGGCUUGCAAGUGGCUCCUAGUGAGUGGGAAACAGUGCAAUUUUUUACUCGAUUUUCCUACUUUAUAUUUAGUGUAAAUCAUGUGCGUAGAUGCGUAACAUAUCUCUCUUUCGCUCGAUGUCGCUGAUUUUCGGCGAAUCUUUUCGUCCUCGUGUGGAAUCAUGUAAAGUUGUGAAAGGUGUUCUUUUGAGAGUAGAACGAAGUAUAUAUAACUAUUUUACUAAGAGAAUAAAAGAAAUGUUCAGAUUUUGUA